ACGCCGCGCGGCGAUGGCGGCCUUCCCAAGCCCGCUCCUUCCCGGCCCGUUCCACGCGGGGCCGCCCAGGCGAGACGGCCCCGGGGGCGGCCUGAGGGCGGCCGGCUGGGGCCAGUGUGGGCAGUUGGGGGGGCUCUUCCUGGACCACCCGGAGGCCGCGUUCGGCGCCACGGCCCGCCUGCUGCACGAGCACGUCUACUUGGGAGACUCGCCGGGCCGGAGGAGAGCCGGAGGCGUCUGUGGCAUGACCCGCCUUCUCCGCGCCCUGGAAGACCGGACGGCAGCCGGCGGCCGUCCCGCUUUCAGUGCCAGGCGGCCCCUCUCCAGCGUCGCCUCCCUGUGCCGCGACUGGCUGUUUGAGCUGCCCCUGAAGCUAGUAGCGGAGUGGCUCCACGAGGAUCUGGCUGAGCGGUGGAGGCGCCUUUCCUUCGACGAGACCCCCACCGGCGGGGCCUUGGCGUGGCUGCCCGACGCCACCGCCUGCGGAGAGCCCACGCCCCGAGGCUGCCUGGUGUUCCCUGCUGGGGAGGCCAUGAACCAGCUCUGCUUCCAGGAUGUGGUCUUGAGGCCAGCGGCCCACAGCUCCCUGCGACCUCAAGCCCGGGGCUGCCCCGCACAAUUUGAGCUGAAUGGGGCAGUCCAGCAAGUUGCAGCCGUGCACCUGGAGGGCAGUGACUUCCUGGGGGUUCGCUCAGGCCAUUUCUGUGUGGCAUGGAGGCGGCAGCGUGGAAGGGCCCCCGUCCCUUUGCAGGUGGUUUGCACAGACGCCCCCUGUUCUUCCAUUGCAGUCAGCCCCCAUCUGCCUGGUGAGCUGUCCUUUUGCACCCUGGGAGGAGCACUGUACCUGUGGCACGUUGAGAUGGGGCUUCGACGGCUGCACCAGGAGGGCGACGGCAUGUUCUUCCGUGACCCUUCCCCUUGGCGCUGGAGCGAGUUCUCUGCCCACCCACGCGUGCUCACAUUUGCUGACCGCACGGGCCUGAAGGGUCUUGACCAGAGGGUGCCCUCUGGUGGCCACUUGGAGCUCUUCAAGGUCAGGGGUGAAGCAGAUUGCCAGCGUGGGGAGCGCCUGGUCCUCUCCAAGCACCUGGGCCAUUCAGAGCCCUUCCACCACUUAGUGGCCACACAGUUUUCAGUCUUCGUGCUGGACGAACGCUUCCCCCUGGUGCCUGUCCUGCGCUGGGAGCACAUGAUGCAGCAGCCGCCCAUCUACGCCCACCUCACGCCCGCAGGGGCUCCGCAGCACAGCCACAAGGUGCUCCUGGGCACCCACCGUUCCCAGGAGCUGCUCCUGCUACAGUACUCAGGCGGCCAUGGCCUCCCUUGCCAGCUACAAGGCGCGCCCCAGAAGCUGCCAUCCACCAAGGAGAGCCUGCCCUGCUUUCCAGCACAAGUGCCUGUCAGGCAGAGUGCCCUCAGCCAGCGUCUCUCAGUCCCCACAGCAGGUAUCGCAGCAGCCCUCGGCCAGCAGGACCGCACCCAGACGCUGCUUGUCUUCCAGCUUUCCGAGGCCGGAGACCUCUUCUACCAGCCACUGUUCUCACAGGCCAGCAGGGAGGAAGCCGGGGGGCAGGCACCCACUGGCUCAGCCCCAGAGGCCAGCUUUGGAGUUGCUGCAGUGGACGGGCCACGCCAGGACUCUGUUCGACCAGGCGGAGCAUCUCCGAGGACAGCUUGUACUCCCGCGGCCACAGCCCUCUAUCGGCGCUGGCUGAGGGCCUUUCUCAGGACUUGGAAGCGGCUCCCUGCGCUUGCCCAGGGCCAGCCAUGCCCUCCUGCUACGAUCAGCCAGAGCUGCCUCUUCACCCACCAAGAGAUGGGGGAGCCGGCAGGGGGCGUCCCCCCUCCUCCACAGCCCACCCACCAUCUGCGCGAAGCCAUGCAGGAACAGCGACUCCUCUGCUCCUGGGGGGAUGAGAGCAGGGCCCUCGUGCCCCCUGCCCCCCCGUCCCCCCCAGGUGAGCUUGGCCAGAGACUUGCAGCUGCCUGGGCUGGCAACUGGCAGGGCUGGUGGCUGGAGAAGCUGGGUGCCACGAAGGCCCGGCAGCAGCAGGUGCUGAGGGAGCGGCGGCAGCGGGCAAAGCGGCGUAGGGGGACCCGCAGCCUUUCCGGCAGCUUCACCUCCUCCACCAGCUACCAGUCAGACCUCAGUGACCGGUCGGGGGGUGGCAAACACCCUGCCCCUGGGUCCCCUCUGGCCUUACCCGCAGAGCCCACCCUCCAUGCUCCCCCCACGCCCCAGCCGGUGUCCCAGGAGAACUCGGAGCUGCUCUCCUCGCAGACCCUGCGCGCUCGUGGCAUCCCCCGGGAGCGCCGCCAGACCCUGCGCAGGUACCUGGCUGUGCUGGACGAGCCCCCUGAGCCACUGCCCGAGGGCGACCUGCCCGCCAGCCAGUUGUCAGCCCUGGGCAGCAGCCAGCGUGGCCCCCUGUCCUCCCAAGGCCCCCAACUGAAACGAGCCCGCAUGGGCUUCUGAGGGGGCGGCUGUCUGGGGACCGGCGCAUGUGAUGCUGAUUGUGAAUAAAGGACCUCUGUUUUGA
Candoia aspera is the source of this 2540-nucleotide messenger RNA. RefSeq names its product TATA-box binding protein associated factor, RNA polymerase I subunit C (gene TAF1C). Gene Ontology annotation, molecular function: RNA polymerase I core promoter sequence-specific DNA binding. Gene Ontology annotation, biological process: transcription by RNA polymerase I. The record is from RefSeq and is a predicted model, not a curated record. NCBI's taxonomy places the organism in Eukaryota, Metazoa, Chordata, Lepidosauria, Squamata, Candoiidae. Gene Ontology annotation, cellular component: fibrillar center. The transcript is spliced from 12 exons. The coding region runs from base 14 to 2476 and encodes 820 amino acids.